Molecule: messenger RNA, 1956 nt
Organism: Peronospora farinosa
Lineage: Eukaryota; Oomycota; Peronosporomycetes; Peronosporales; Peronosporaceae
Source: the annotation of a GenBank genome assembly
AUGACUGAUCUGCUGGAUUAUCAAGCACAGGAUGCCCGUUUGCAGCGACCCGAACGUGUUCGUCCACGUCGUUUGGAACCCGAUACUUUGUCAUAUUUGAAAGAAGUGACGGAAAUGUUGACGCAAUUAGACAAUGAAUCAACGUUAGACGAUGUGGAACUGAUGUUAUGGAAUGUACUGGAAGAACUGGCACCUCGUGUUGCUAGUGCUGCCUCGGACCGUCACGCUGGUGAGCUACUGGAGGUUUUCCUGCCCAAGAUGACUGACGCCCAAUUGCGUUUCCUGCUGCACAAAAUGGCGGGCUAUAUGAGCCACUUGUGGACUAAUCGUUACUCGUCUCAUGUACUACAACAUUUGCUGUCUCGUUCUAGUGUUGUAGUAGCGAAGGAGGUGGACGGUUUGGAGGACAAGGAAAGCGAGGACGACGACAGGAUAAAGGACAUUCCGCUUAUGAGCGACAUUAUUGUUCAUAUGGUUAAAGAGGUGGAGAAUGAAUGGAUCACACUCAUGAAUGACGUGAGUGCAAGUCACGUGCUGCGCUCGGUACUAGCUGUGCUGGCAGGCAAGCCGCUGGUUCCGGAGAAGCGAGGCAAGAAGGCCAAGCACCGUGUUGUUACGUUUACCGAAGCUCAUCCUGGUAAAGAUGGCUCCGAAAUUACGUUUGACGUGCCAGACACGUUUAAGACGCUUUUUGAGGAGCUGGUGGUGGUGUUGAUCGAAAGCCCGACGCAUGAGCUAGAGAACUUGUUGUAUGAUCAAAACUCUGGCCCGCUUAUUGCUUCGGCAUUGAAGCUAGCACCUUCGAAAAGCCGACGUAAACUUGCGAAGAAGAUUCUUCAGUGGGAAGAUAAGGAUGCGUGUGAGAGUGGCUUUUACGACUUGGCGGCUAAUGCUGUGACCAGUCACGUGCUGGAAGCUUUGUUUGAGAGUGUCAGUGAUAAGUUUUUCACAAAGGUUUUCGAGCGCUGCAUGCGCAGCAAGAUGCUACAGCUGGCAGAACACAACAUUGCUAACUAUGUAGUGCAGCACACCAUUAAGCUUGUGCGUACAGAGGCUCUCGCUACGGAUGUGCUGGAAGAAUUGGAGGCUUCGCUUUGGACAUUGCUGACCAUGGGCCGCCCUGGGGUUAUUUGGCGUGUAAUGGAAAUGUGUGUGAAGUUUACACUGCGCCAACGUGAGACGUUUCAGGCGCUUGUGAACGCUGUUGCGAAGCAGGAGUGCAAAAAGCCUGAAGCUGUGCGAAAGAACUUUGUUGCGUCCCUCUUGAACGUGCAGCUGUCAACAUCUGCUAUGUCCGCUAAGAUUCAGCUGAACGUCAUGGGCGCCAAGAUAAUCGAGCAACUGCAGCAGUUUGAGACUGGAGAAUAUCUGGCUCCAUUGUACAAGGGCAUUCUCUCGUUUAAUAGCACGCAGCUUCUUGCUUUAGCCAAAGACUCUACUGGCAGCCGCUGUGUCAUAGAACCCAUUUGGGAAUCCAAAGAACCGAGCACCGCAUGGGUGCGGCAGGAGCUGUAUGAACGGUUUGUGGGCAAGUUUGGUACGCUGGCACAGGAUCGGUUAGGUGCUUUCUCGGUAAUGAAAUGCUACGAGGAUCUUCCAUUGGACAAGAAGGAGGCAGUUGUGCACGAACUACUGGCCGUGGAGACGCAGCUUAGUGGAAGUCAUUUUUCACAGCUCGUGAUGAACACAUUCCACUUGUUUGAGUACAAGCAGAACCGCGAAAAGUGGGAGGCACUUUACACGAAGCAACAGAAAAUCGCCGACUUAUUUAAGGAUGUGGUGGAGGGUGAUGAAGCAGCACCUGAAGCGAAUCCGACUGAACAGCGCAAGGAAGAGGUUGCUAAAAGUGCUGAUGUGGCGAUGAUCAUGGAUGCACUGCGGAAUGGUAUCGCAGGCAAGGAUAAACAGACCAAGAAAAACAAGAAAAGUAAAAAACACCGCGCUGAGGAAAUGUAA